This is a messenger RNA of Brassica napus (rape), 1949 nucleotides long. Its product is annotated as protein phosphatase 2C 56. NCBI's taxonomy places the organism in Eukaryota, Viridiplantae, Streptophyta, Magnoliopsida, Brassicales, Brassicaceae. Gene Ontology annotation, molecular function: protein serine/threonine phosphatase activity; cation binding. Bases 464 to 1696 code for a protein of 410 amino acids. The record is from RefSeq and is a predicted model, not a curated record. The transcript is spliced from 4 exons. Gene Ontology annotation, biological process: protein dephosphorylation.
GCCUUUGCAUACCUAUAUCCUCCUCCUUUUUUUCUCUUUAUAUCUGUGAAGAAGAAGAAGGCGCAUGAAGUAUUAGAAGAAGAAAAAAAACAGUCUUCUUUCAACUUUUAGGUAGUAGGAAUUAAUUAAAGAGAGAGAGAGAGAAAUAUUUGCACAGAGUCAUUAAGAGGUUCUAACGAAUUACCCACAAUCUAGGAAACCCUCGUUUAAAAUUUAAUUCAAUUCAAUUCAUUCAUCUUUUUUUUUCUUUUUGCUGUGUGGUUGAUUUUCCCGGGAAAAUUGGUGUAUCAUCUGUUUCCUGCGGUAGCUAAAAGUUCCUUCUUUUUUUCUUGGUGAGGAGUCAUGGGCUUCUUGUCUACAUAGCUUCUUCUAAGAAAGUUGUUUCUCCUCAAAUCUUUUUGUAGAAGAUCUGUCGCCUUUUCACCUUUGUUCCAUUAAAGCUCAAAGCUUUACGAUUCCAACAAUGGAGGAAGUAUCUCCGGCGGUUGCUAUGCCUUUCAUGCCAUUCCCCGAGACCCCCCAGAUGGAGCUCGCAGGGAUCAUGCUGGGUAAAGGCUACUGCAACGGCCAAUACUCAGCUCAAGAUUCCGACAACAACGGCGAGACUUCUUCGUGUUCUGUUUCUGGAGCUCAAUCUAGAAUAGUUUCGGCAUCAUCAUCAUCAUCCGGAGAAGGGAUCAACGGCUCGGACGAGAGAUCGACGGUUCAGAGCGAGAAGAAGAUGAUAAGCAGAACGGAGAGCAGGAGCCUGUUCGAGUUCAAGAGUGUGCCUUUGUACGGUUUUACUUCGAUCUGUGGGAGAAGACCGGAGAUGGAAGAUGCUGUCUCCGCGAUACCUAGGUUCCUUCAAUCUCCGACCAAUUCGCUGGUGGAUGGUCGGUUCAAUCCUCAGUCAACCGCUCAUUUCUUCGGUGUCUACGACGGACACGGCGGAUCUCAGGUUGCGGAGUAUUGUAGAGAGAGGAUGCAUCUGGCUUUAGCUGAGGAGAUGGCCAGGGAGAAUCCGACGCUCUGCGAUGGCGACACGUGGCAGGAGAAGUGGAAGAGGGCUUUGUUCAACUCGUUCCUCCGCGUUGACUUGGAGAUCGAGUCGGUGGCCCCGGAGACGGUUGGGUCAACCUCGGUGGUCGCUGUCGUUUUCCCGACUCAUAUCUUCGUCGCGAAUUGCGGCGACUCCAGAGCCGUUAUUUGCCGUGGCAAAACUGCUCUCCCUUUGUCCACUGACCACAAGCCGGAUAGAGAAGAUGAAGCGGAGAGGAUUGAAGCAGCCGGAGGGAAAGUGAUCAGGUGGAACGGAGCUCGUGUCUUUGGUGUUCUCGCCAUGUCAAGAUCCAUUGGCGAUAGAUACUUGAAACCGUCGAUCAUUCCUGAUCCGGAAGUGACGGCUGUGAGGAGAGUUAAAGAAGAUGACUGUCUCAUUCUGGCGAGUGACGGUGUUUGGGAUGUAAUGACGGAUGAGGAAGCGUGCGAGAUGGCGCGGAAGCGGAUUCUCUUGUGGCACAAGAAGAACGCGAUGGCUGGAGAUGCGUCGUUGCUCACGAAUGAGAGGAGAGGGGAAGGGAAAGAUCCGGCCGCAAUGUCCGCAGCUGAGUACUUGUCAAAACUGGCGUUACAGAGAGGGAGCAAAGACAACAUCACCGUGGUGGUGAUUGAUUUGAAGCCUCAGAGGAAAUUCAAGAGCAAGCCCUUGAAUUGAAGGAGAUGGUCCUUUUCUUCUCUUUUUUAAUCACUGAAUAUGGGUCUCUCGCAUUAUAAUUUGUGUUUUUUUUUAAAUUAAUUUUUAACUAACAUUAUAAAUUUACAAUCGUAUGAUAUAAUGUAGCUUAAAGUGUUAAGCUCUUCUUAGCAUAUCCUAAAAGCCCCUUGUAUUUUUCUUCCCGGGCUAAUUGUAAUAUGGUUACAAACUUACAAUAUUCAUUAAUUAUUGUUUAUCCAAAUAAAUUUCAAUA